AUGGUCGAGAGAAUUUCGUCAUGGCGAAUUCGACUACAUGCGACGUGCAACGAGAAGUGGUUACUACAUGACAACUGGCAAGUGCCGGCUCAGUGGUUGGACCUCGAUGAACUUCCGGCGCAAUUCCUAAGUCCAAAAUUGUGCCAAAAUUCCAAAACAAGGCCAUCCUGGCCAUUUGGUGGUCUGCCUCUGUUAAUUCCGGCUUUAAUUUUCGGUUGUAUGCCAUCUACGGCACGUCAGAACUGCUGGCUUCGAGCAGAAGCUUCUCCUUUCGUUGCGCCGGCGUCGGCGUUUCAUCCUCGUCGCGGUGUGCCGUCAGCACCGCCACCGAACGUCCGGAGCGAAUCCCAUGUGUCUAUCAAUGCCAUGGUUCCUCAAGUAGCACGACUUCCAUUGGAGACAUAG
Messenger RNA from Angiostrongylus costaricensis, 405 nucleotides. The record is from the annotation of a GenBank genome assembly. Lineage: Eukaryota; Metazoa; Nematoda; Chromadorea; Rhabditida; Metastrongylidae.